AUGACGUGCAAAGCGGAAGUACCGGUAGGCGUAAGCCGUGGUUUGUUCUUCUUGAAUGCUACUCGUUUUGGAAAAGGUGUGAUCAUGUCAAGGCAGCCGCUGGGGAAGACACUGUUGAGAAAUGUAAUCCGCCACACAGAUGCCCACAACAAGAUCCAGGAGGAAAUGGAGAUGUGGAAAAUGCGAAACUAUGAGGUCCACACGUCCCAUAACAACCAUUUUCCUGAGACAAAGUGUGAGAGGGGACAAAUGCACUGUGAUCGAGAUCAGCCCAGAGACCUGAGUCGGAGCAGAGAGCGAGGCUCGGAACAUGAUGAAAGGGAGGCCCGAUACUGGAGCCGCAAACUGUAUGAAUUUGAAGCCAAAGAUUCUGACAGGUGGGGACAUAGUGGCUUCAAGGAGCUUUAUCCAGAGGAGUUUGAAAGUGACAGUGACACAAAAAAGACUGGGCGCCACAAACUGAAAAAGUCCAAGUCUGACACGGAAGCAAGCUUAUCCAAACGACCCAAAAAAUCCUCUCGAAAGAAGAAGAAGAAAAAGAAGAAGAAGGAUGAGGCGGAAAAGCACAAGAAAGCCGAGUGCUCGAGCAGCGACAGCAGCAGCGAUGACAGCAAUGCCACCAAAGACAAGCAGCGGAGGAAAAGGACUAAAAGUCGACAUAAAAACAAGAAAACUGCAAAGACCAGAGGGAGAGAAGGGGACAGCGGCUCAGGCGAGAGUAAUGAUGAAAGGGAAAAACAAACUCACAAGCGCAAAAAGCGAAAGCAAGACUCCCACAAAGACUCAGACUCGGGGCCAAACUCAAAAAGGAGCAGGAAGAACUCGAAAGCAGCAGGCGCCGAGAGUUCAGAUGAUAGUUCUCUAGACUGAGAUUCAAAGACUUGGACAGAGACAGUAGCUCAGGUAACGACCAAAGAAACUUCUGCACAAUUUUUUGGCUCGCCUCAAAUUCACAGAGGGCUGCCUCUGCAGGCCGCUCAGUGUUGUACUUUGUUAGACAUCAACAAACCUGUGCUGAGGGCUCUCUGCGGGCGCUCUGUGUGGCAAUACCUCAUCCACCUCGGCACAGGCUUCAAGCACUAUAUGGCAGUGCAGGCAGCAUGAAGGAGGAAGGUGGGGUAUCCGGCACCUGCUUCAUUAGGGAUUCUGUCGGCUGCAGGCUCAUUGAUUGAUCAUUGACUCUCAGCCGUCAGCCUCCCAGGGAGACUUUCUGUCCUCAAUUGACCGGCGUUUUUCAUACCACAUUUUAUUUAAGAAAUGUAUGCAAAUUGCAAAUUAUGUUAUUUGCAUUUUUUUGUUUUGCAUUUUAGGUUUUGUAUUCCAACAAUUGAAAAAAAUUAAACAUCUUUUUUACGGUUUUAAAAAUCUUUUUUGUUUUGUUAAAAUUGUGAAAUAUAAAUGAUUUGUAUUAUUAUUAUUUUAACCCAUCAUCGUAUCGACCAACAAGUAUUAUCUUUGUAGCCAAAUCUUUAUUUACAUGGUCCCCAUAUGAGACUUCUCAAAAUUCUGUAAGUAAGGUGGUAUAAAUCAAGCUUCUGAAAGCAGACAUAAAUACACAUGAUUCAUUGAAAGUGCUUGAACUCAUUUAAUAGAUGAAUAGAAAUUGAAGUUAUUUUGGUCUUAUUAUUUUUUCCCACUUGUCCUCCCUCACUGUAACUCAGAAGUGAGAAGUCUUCUUAGUUCAAUCCUCUCGAUUAAUUGUUGUCUGCUAGCUCAUGUUGAGCCUGAUUGUUCUCAUUAUAAUCAUUUUAAUUGUUGUAACAGUAAUUAGCCUUGAUCUGUGUCUCAAACUAUGCCUUGCCGGUAACUUGAAUUUGAGAUAAUUGGGCCUGGAAAAGUCCUUAAAUUUGAUGUUCAUGGCGGUGUGGGAGCCCUUUGUGUAGUUUAGGUAAAAAGAGAAAGGAGGUGAAGAAGGAGAAGGGUAUAGUAGACAUGAAUAACCCUGAUAGCUCUGUAACUUAGAGUUUAAAAACAAUUUCAUUUAUUUAAUUCCUAAAUUUGAUGUGAUAUAAAUGAUACGUUUCAGCCAUCUGUUAAGAAAACAUUAACUUGUCUUCAGAGCUAAAUACAGCAGUGCAAAUGGAGUGGAUACAUUUCUGCUCUGAAUACUUUUCUUUUUUAACUUGUCAGGCUGUUUGUAAAUUCAAUCACAGAGGGCGGUUUCCUCUCUAAAGACACCAUCACGGAUCAAAGACCUUGGUGCAACACGCAGUUUUUUAUGACUCAGGAGGAACACCUUAAAAAUCUGCAAUUCACGAUCAAAGUGAAUACAUUUAGUAAUACAGCUUGAUGCUAAAGAGCUGUAAGGCCUAAUGGCUUAUGUAGGGAAGCACUAAAGCGAUAAAUGUAAUGCCUGAGAAAAAUAUUCAGUCACACCAGCAAAAGCACUGAAUUGAAAGUUUGGCAACACACAAACAGCACUAUUCAAAGCACUUUAACAUCAUGUUCAGUGCCGCUGGUCACUCUGCACCACACUUGUCAAACUAUAUUUGCAUUUAACAUUUUUAACAGAUAAAGUUGAAAUAAACCUGGUACCAAGUC
This is a messenger RNA of Eleginops maclovinus (Patagonian blennie), 2541 nucleotides long. RefSeq names its product NKAP domain containing 1 (gene nkapd1). The record is from RefSeq and is a predicted model, not a curated record. NCBI's taxonomy places the organism in Eukaryota, Metazoa, Chordata, Actinopteri, Perciformes, Eleginopidae.